Penaeus vannamei (Pacific white shrimp) is the source of this 1649-nucleotide messenger RNA. The record is from RefSeq and is a predicted model, not a curated record. Lineage: Eukaryota; Metazoa; Arthropoda; Malacostraca; Decapoda; Penaeidae.
AUGGGCGAAAUUGCCUUUAGUGUUCCAGCGGACGUUAAUAUUCACGGGUCCAUUAUUAGGGUUAAAAAGUCAAAAUAUGCAUCUUUCUGGGACUCACGCGCCGUUCUACAGAUCAUUAGAUCGCCUACGAAAUCCCUAAAACCAAGCGGAGAUUCUUCACAGGCAUCACAUAACAGGCUACCAGUCCCAAGGACAGUCGUGUUGCCAAGUACCGCCAGACAAAAAAACGGACCUACAUCAGUGGUGAUCUUGUAUUGCUUCAGACGACGCAAUAGAAACACACGCGUGCUCGACAUAACAGGAUUUCCAAAACAGCUCACAGGCCCAACAGCAAUGGGGGACAUGCCGUCUUUGAGCCUUCACUCAGGGUCGCGAAUUCCACUGUUGGGGUUUGGUACCGGAAGCCUGGGACCCCUGCGCCAGAUGUCGGAUGAGGAUGCCAGGCGAGCGAUCAGGGCCGGCUUGGAGUGCGGAUACCGACACCUCGACACCGCCGCCUUCUACCAGAACGAGCACGUGAUCGGCAGCGUCCUUGGCGAGUGGAUAUCGGCGGGAAAGAUCAAGCGGGAGGAGGUGUUUGUGACCACGAAGCUUCCACCGACCGGCCUCCAUGAGAGCAAAGUGGAGGCGUGGAUGCUCCGAUCUCUCGAACGCCUGAACCUCUCCUAUGUGGAUCUCUACCUCAUCCACUUCCCCGUCGCCAUGUUGAGCAAAGACGGGGAGGUGACGCCUUCCACGACAGAAGACGGGCGUGUCCGCUUCGACCCCGAGGUCAGCCUUGAGGAGGUCUGGAAGGCGAUGGAGAAGCAGGUGAAGGCAGGUCGGGCCAAAGCAAUCGGUUUAUCCAACUUCAACAGCAGCCAGAUUAGCAGGAUUCUGAGAGUAUGCAACAUCAAACCGGCCGCCCUGCAGAUCGAGGUCAACGCAUACCACCAGCAGCGCCUUCUACGGGAGUUCUGCAGUCGCCACCAGAUCCCUGUGUGCGCUUAUGCUCCGCUGGGGGCGCCCGGGACUCCGUAUAGCUCGAAGAUCCCGAAGCUCCUCGAAGACAAGGCGCUGCUGACGUUGGCCGAUCGCUACGGACGGUCGCCGGCGCAGAUACUCCUGCGGUAUCUGGUCCAGCUGGAGAUCGUCGCCGUCUUCAAGUCUGCGAACCCGGGGAGGAUGAGGGAGAAUAUGAAGAUUUUCGACUUUUCCAUAACACCAGAAGACAUGAAACUCCUUGACAACUUGGACCGGGGAAAAGACGCAAGAAUUUAUACGAUGAAGUCCUUUAUUGGGGUAGACGAGCAGCAGGAGUACCCCUUCAACGUCCCCUUCUGAGGGAAAGGAAGACGUAGCGACGCUAAGAUGUGGAGAGGGAAUCCCGUUUUCUAUAUGAUGAAUGUCUUCCCAUUUUCUUUCUUAUAAAGUGCGUGAUAGAGAGAGAGAGCCAGAGAAGAGAGAGAGAGAGAGAGAAGAGAGAGAGAGAGAGAGAGAGAGAGAAAGGGAAUGAGAGAAAGAGAGAGAGAGAGAGAGAGAGAGAGAGAAAGAAAGAGAGAGACAUUUCCUGUGCAUUCGCGAUUCCCACCUUUCUGAACAAACACCAUUUCUCAUUUAUUACUUGUUUUAUUUUAAUAAAAGAUAUAUACCCCCCCCCUCUCUCUCUC